Messenger RNA from Anopheles coluzzii, 987 nucleotides. RefSeq lists its product as uncharacterized. Gene Ontology annotation, cellular component: membrane. Gene Ontology annotation, biological process: sodium ion transport. The transcript has a single exon. Bases 340 to 984 code for a protein of 214 amino acids. NCBI's taxonomy places the organism in Eukaryota, Metazoa, Arthropoda, Insecta, Diptera, Culicidae. The record is from RefSeq and is a predicted model, not a curated record. Gene Ontology annotation, molecular function: sodium channel activity.
CGAAAACAGUCUUUGAAAUAAUUAAAUGUAAUAACAAGAUAAGGGAAAAAGUAUCGCAUGCAAGAGGAGUUACGAAAACAACAGUCUAUUGUUUAACCAUGAAUACUAAUUAUUCUAAAUGAUUAAAAACGAAACAUUAACUUCACAUUCAAUGCUAAAGGUCAACAGUGUGUAUCCUGAUUUAGAAGUAAUGUAAAAUUCAUGUCGCUCUAAUUUUUAAUUGAAUGGUUCUGCCACAACCAACACACGGGCUCUUCGCACGCACGUGCAACCCCAAACAAGGCUUUAAUCAGUAGUAGAAGCUUUCCUCAUUCAAGCCCGUACAUCCGUGUAGGGAAAAUGUUACUUUUACUGCGCCUGGGUCGUGCGUUCUAUCGCAUCUUGGUGGAUUACUGCAACAAUGCAUCGCUGGCCGGCAUCGGGUACAUCGUCAACCGCCGGUACCACCCAACGGAGCGACUGUUCUGGUUCGUUUGCACCUCCAUUGCGUGGGUUUUUGCGGUCCGGCUCAUAUGCUCCUACAUGGAGCUAUUCCGGACGGAUACGAUCAGCAUUGCGGUGGAGAACAUAGAUACGCGGGCCGAGCCGAUAGUGUUCCCGGCGGUCGGUGUCUGUGAGAUGGGCUACGUGAAGGAAGUGUAUCCCGGGCUGCAGUCGUACCUUGGCGCGUUGCAGACGAACGACGAGAUGGAGUUUAACUACGACGUGGAAGACUAUAUGCUGCGCAUUAUCUUUCACAACCUGUACAACGAAGGCUCGAUAAGUAGCUACUGUGCAAUGUACGAGGAGUGUGACGAUUGUAUGAGGUGCCCGAAGGAUGGGUACAGCCAGACAGCGGCCAUGGUGCGCGCUAACUGUAGCACACUGUUCCGCGAGUGCCGCUGGAAUGACAAACCGUUCGAUUGCUGUCGCUACUUUCAACCGAUCGAAACAACGAUCGGAACGUGCUAUCUGCUUAACUCGCUGCAAACGGUAGAGAAGUAAGGU